CCUAAAUCUAAGACUACUAUAUACCCACUCCCCCCAAACUGCCGUUUCAGGCCAUCCGUGCUUCCUCUCCCUGUCUGCUUAUUAGUCGCCCAUACACCUUUCCCACGCCCCCCAUGGCAGACGCCGCUUUACACGAUAGCCCUGUGCCGGAUCCCGAUGCGCGCCCCUCCAGUGACGGCUCUGCCGGCCACCCCGGAGCUCUGGAGCUCCGUCCCGGGCCUCCCCCUAUGACGGAGGAAUUGAAGGCGCGUCUGGACAAGGUCAUCUAUUCAGAUAUCGGAGUCACCACCCUCCUGACCCGCUUAAAGCAAAGUGUCUCUUCUGCUAAGGAUUUCUCCACGUUCCUGAAGAAACGGUCAUCACUGGAGGAAGAGCACGCGCAAGGCUUGAGGAAGCUGUCUCGCUCCCUUCACGACUCUGCCUAUCGCAACGAGAACAGACAAGGCACCUACGGCCAGAAUUACAAUGAACUCAAUCGCUUCCACGACCGCAUGGCGGACCAUGGCCUCCAGUUCUCCGUGUCUCUGCAGCAGAUGGCCGAUGAUCUCCAGGAACUCGCAUCAAACAUUGAACGAGGCCGUAAGCAAUGGAAGCAGACCGGAUUGAGUGCGGAGAAGAGGGUGCUAGAGGCGGAGACAUCUGCAGAGAAGGCAAAGGCUAAAUAUGAAUCGCUUGCAGAGCAAUACGACCGGGUCAAGACCGGCGACAAGCAGGGUGGAAAGUUUGGCUUGAAGGGUCAUAAGUCCGCCGCGCAGCAUGAAGAAGAGCUGUUGCGCAAGGUCCAAAACGCCGAUGCAGACUAUGCGGCUAAGGUUCAGGCUGCGCAGUCGGCGCGACAGGAAUUAAUUGCGACCCAUCGGCCCCAAGCUGUGCAAAACAUCCAAAAGCUAAUCUCGGAGUGUGAUUCGGGCCUGACAUUGCAGCUGCAGAAGUUCGCAACUUUCAACGAGAAGCUUCUACUUGGACAGGGAUUGUCCAUUAGCCCAUUGAAGGAUGCCACGGCCAAUCCCAAUCUUGCCCCGAAGAGCUUAUAUGAAGUUGUUUCUCAGGUCGACAACGAGAAGGACUUCCGCGAGUAUGUUCUUAGUCAUGAGAGGAACCCUGGUGCAGUGACUUCAGACCAGAUCAGAUACCAACGUCAUCCGACGCUUGGGGGCUCCGGACCCGUUGUGCCUGCCUCUCAACCCGCCACGCAGAACAAACGGCAGUCCAUCUUUCUUCCUCAAUCCUUCUCUCAACAAAAUCUCCCUGCGUCUACUCCGGUCUCAUCUCAGCCCCCAGCUCCAGCACCAGCACCAGUAUCGGCUACGGCCCCAGCGCCGGCUCUUGCACCUGCACCGACCACAGAGCCAUUGCCAUAUCCACAAAAUCCCGACUCGUACUCGACCCCUCAUUUCCAGCCGCCUUACCCGACAUCAUCGGCCCCUUCGGAGCAUCGUCAUAUAAACCAAGCACCUGUGCCACCGGCAAAGACCCCGUUAGUACCAGCAGGGAACGGCUUCCAGUCUAGCCCCAACUUGCCUCCGCUGAAGCCGGUGUUUGGCGUUUCUUUGGAUGACCUAUAUACGCGAGAUGGGACGGCUGUUCCGAUGAUUGUUUACCAGUGCUUCCAGGCCAUUGAACUUUUUGGGUUGGACAUGGAGGGUAUCUACCGACUUUCCGGUAGUGCGACUCAUAUCAGUCAUAUGAAGGCGCUGUUUGACAAUGACUCAUCACAGGUCGAUUUUACCAACCCCGAAAACUUUUACCAUGACGUGAACAGCGUUGCUGGGCUUCUGAAGCAAUUCUUCAGAGACUUGCCUGAUCCUCUGUUCACAUCGCACACAUACACGGAAUUCAUCAGUGCAGCUCGCCUUGAUGACGACAUUCAGCGCCGCGACUCACUACAUGCGCUGGUCAACAACCUUCCCGACGCACAUUACGCUACAUUGAGGGCGUUGAUUCUGCAUCUCAACAAGAUCCAAGAGCAUUACACGCAGAAUCGCAUGAAUGCAGGAAACAUUGCGAUCUGUUUCGGUACUAGGCCUACCCUCAUGGGUGCCAAUUCUGGCGGCAACAUAGCAGAUGCUGGUUGGCAGGUGCGAGUCAUCGAGACGAUCCUCGUCAACACGUUCCAGAUUUUCGACGACGAUUGA
This is a messenger RNA of Aspergillus sclerotioniger CBS 115572, 2135 nucleotides long. RefSeq names its product putative Rho GTPase activator (Rgd1) (gene rgd1). Gene Ontology annotation, biological process: regulation of GTPase activity; signal transduction. The coding region runs from base 114 to 2135 and encodes 673 amino acids. The record is from RefSeq and is a predicted model, not a curated record. Lineage: Eukaryota; Fungi; Ascomycota; Eurotiomycetes; Eurotiales; Aspergillaceae. Gene Ontology annotation, cellular component: cytoplasm. The transcript is spliced from 9 exons.